AUGUCAAUAUCGGCAAUCGCCUCGCUGCGGCCCGCCAGAGGCAACUGCAUCCGCCAUGCCACCACCGGCUUGCUCUCCGUCCAAGUCAAAUCACCAGCUGCGACUGUCCACUUGCGAGCUGUCGUGGCUCUGCGACCCGAGCAGAAGCGGCAUCAGUCGACCUCUCCAUCCCCUCAGGAGAAAGAUUCAGCAUCCGACAAGCCCCAGAUCACGUUCCGCCAGUUCGCCGGGCGCGCGCUCGGAGUCAGUCUGCGGAACCUCGUCGUUGCGCUGAGCCCUCGCGGCAUUCGGCAGGCGUAUCGCGAGAAUCCCACGGCGACGACGCUGAACAUCCUGCUCCUCUUAUUUACCUUUGCCUUCUCGGCGGUCGCCAUUCGAGCAUACGUCAACACGUUCUACAACUCGCAGUUUAGCAGAUACCCCGAGCCAGUCGCAAACACUCUGCGCCGCGCCAUCUACUACACCAACUACAAGCCAGACCCCGAACUCGCGCUGAGGUACUACAAGAAGGCGAUGGAGCAGUGUGCUGAAAUCGGCCUGGACCCCUUCUCCGACGAAGUGCUGGGCAUCAGGAUACAAGUGGCGUUUUGGCUCGAGAAGAUCAACAGCCACAAGGCGGCCAUUGACGUGCUCGAGUCUGUCCUGGGAGACUGCAGGAAGUGGAUCGACGUCAUGGAGCAAUCCGUCAAGGACGGCAAGGUGGACGAGCAGGGGAGAUACGUCGGCGAUGCUCAACAACGGAUUGCUGCGGCUGAGGCGGCUUCUGAGAGCAAGGCCGGACAAGCAGCUUCUGAGAGCAAAGAUGGGCAAACAGAAGACUCAACUGAAGCUCCUCCAGAGCCCAGUGAGACACUAUGGCGCAAACGCGAGAGACUGCUUCUCAAGGCAAUCUCAACAAGCGUCAAGCUUGGUGAACUAUACGCAGACGAGCAUGUCCUCAACCCCGACAAGUCGCGAUCUCAUCUCGUCUGGGCGGUCGAGACCUCACUGAAAGAGUUUAGAAGACGGAGAACUGAUGGCCCCAAACCGGGAGAGGAAAAGUGGCUCAGCCCGGAAGAGCUUGGAGGCUCAAUGGAAUCGCUUGGCCGCGACUACGAGCGGCGCUCCCAGUUCCAGCUUGCCAUUCCUCUCUUCUUCCAGGCCCUCCGGCUGUGCGAAAGCCCGUGCCAUCGUGCGGUCAUCAUGAACAAUUUGGCAGCGGCAUUUGCUCAGCAGCCCAUCUACGCCGCUGGCACGACGGAGCCGGCCGAGGGAUUGAAGGAGUUAUUCGACGCUUCCAUGCCCACGACGCGCAAGGAGUGCCUCGAGGCAGGUCUCAACUGGGCGAAGAACGCCUAUGUCCAUGCUCAAGACGUCAAGGGCGACGAUCGGACACCGGAGUGUGACGAAGCCUGUGCCGUUGCGCUUUGCAACUGGGGAGACGUUGCAGCCAUGCUCGGAAAGCCUGAGCUGGCAAAGAAGAAGUACGAGAAAUGCAUCGAGAUGAGCAACAAGAUGGAGUUUCCAGACGGGGUGAAGCAAGCUCAGCUGGGCCUCGCCAGGUUGGCUUCUGCAUCCUCGGCCAAGGCAUAG
Messenger RNA from Trichoderma reesei QM6a, 1572 nucleotides. RefSeq lists its product as uncharacterized. Gene Ontology annotation, molecular function: misfolded protein binding. The coding region runs from base 1 to 1572 and encodes 523 amino acids. The record is from RefSeq and is a predicted model, not a curated record. NCBI's taxonomy places the organism in Eukaryota, Fungi, Ascomycota, Sordariomycetes, Hypocreales, Hypocreaceae. Gene Ontology annotation, biological process: protein quality control for misfolded or incompletely synthesized proteins. Gene Ontology annotation, cellular component: i-AAA complex. The transcript has 2 exons.